Molecule: messenger RNA, 1257 nt
Organism: Spodoptera littoralis (African cotton leafworm)
Lineage: Eukaryota; Metazoa; Arthropoda; Insecta; Lepidoptera; Noctuidae
Source: the annotation of a GenBank genome assembly
AUGUUCCCAUUACGCCGCGUUGGCAGCAAGAUUCUGGAGCAAUGGAGGGCUCCCGUGGUUGCGGCGAAAGUGCACAGGAAUUACAGCUCGGAUGUGGUCACUCCUCAACCGUUGUCCGUGUUGACCGAAGACGAACUCGCCAUGAAAGAUACAAUCAGAAAACUGGCAACAGAACAGAUUGCUCCCCUGGUCAAGAAAAUGGAAGACGAACACCGCAUCGAUGACAGCAUCAGGCAACUGCUUUUUGACAAUGGCUUAAUGGGUAUCGAGACCCCCACUGAAUACUCUGGCUCCGGCUGUGGAUUCCUCACGAUGAUGUUGGUCGUCGAAGAGUUGUCCAGGGUAGACCCUGCGGUAGCUGCCUACGUGGACAUCCACAACACCCUCGUCAACUCUCUGUUCAUGAAACUUGGUACUGAAGAGCAGAAACAGAAGUACUUGACGAAACUCUGCACUGAAUACGCUGGUAGUUUUUGCCUCACAGAGCCUAGCUCAGGAUCCGAUGCGUUUGCCCUGAAGACUGUUGCCAAGAAGGAUGGUGAGCACUACGUCAUCAGCGGUUCCAAGAUGUGGAUCUCCAACUCCGAUGUCGCUGGAGUGUUCCUCGUUAUGGCUAAUGCUGACCCGUCUAAGGGUUACAAAGGCAUCACCUGCUUCAUCGUGGAGCGCGAUACCCCCGGACUGAGUGUUGCCAAGCCUGAGACCAAGCUCGGUAUCCGUGCUUCAGGAACCUGCAUGGUGCACUUUGACAACGUUAGGGUUCAUGAAAGCAGCAUUCUUGGAGAAUAUGGCAAAGGCUACAAAUACGCAGCCGGUUUCCUGAACGAGGGCCGCAUUGGUAUCGCGUCGCAGAUGAUCGGUCUGUGCCAAGGAUGCAUGGACGCCACCAUUCCUUACACCCUUGAGAGGAAGCAGUUCGGCAAGAGCAUUUACUCAUUCCAGGGUAUCAGCUACCAGAUCGCUCACCUCCAAACUCAACUGGAAGCCGCUCGUCUGCUGACCUACAACGCUGCCAGGCUCAAGGAACAUAACAUGAGCUUCGUCAAGGAAGCUGCCAUGGCUAAAUAUUACGCUUCAGAAAUCGCACAGAAGUUGACAUCAAAGUGCAUCGACUUCAUGGGAGGAGUAGGUUUCACUAGAGAUUUCCCUCAAGAGAAGUUCUUCCGGGAUGCCAAGAUUGGUACCAUCUAUGAAGGAACCAGUAAUAUGCAACUGCAAACUAUUGCCAAGCUGAUCGAGAAGGAGUACAGCCAAUAG